Penicillium arizonense is the source of this 609-nucleotide messenger RNA. RefSeq lists its product as uncharacterized. Gene Ontology annotation, molecular function: electron transfer activity; heme binding. Bases 1 to 609 code for a protein of 202 amino acids. Gene Ontology annotation, cellular component: mitochondrial intermembrane space. The record is from RefSeq and is a predicted model, not a curated record. The transcript has 5 exons. Gene Ontology annotation, biological process: mitochondrial electron transport, cytochrome c to oxygen; mitochondrial electron transport, ubiquinol to cytochrome c. NCBI's taxonomy places the organism in Eukaryota, Fungi, Ascomycota, Eurotiomycetes, Eurotiales, Aspergillaceae.
AUGGCCCCCAAGAACGACUCCUUCGCUCCCGUUGGGGAUGCUGUCAACAUUGAGAGGCAGUCUGACCAUAGGAUGCGCCGGACUCACUUUCCUCAACGCAACCUCUCGCAUCGCCUUCACCUCAACCUUUGCAAAUCCCAUCCCCUGCCAUUCAACAUGACCAUCACUUUCGACACUUUCUGCGUCCACUCCAUGAUGGCCGUCUCGGCAGUCAUGGACAGAAAGAGACAAGAAUCCCAAGAAACCGCCGACGCAGAAGCGAAACAGGCCGCCGAAACAAUGGCUAACGCGACUCCAGGUGACGCCGCCAAGGGUGCCAAGCUCUUCCAGACCCGCUGCGCUCAGUGCCACACUGUCGAGGCUGGCGGUGCCCACAAGGUCGGCCCCAACCUGCACGGUCUCUUCGGCCGUAAGACCGGUUCCUCCGAGGGUUACGCCUACACCGACGCCAACAAGCAGGCCGGUGUUGAGUGGAACGAGGAUACUCUCUUCAAGUACCUCGAGAACCCCAAGAAGUUCAUUCCCGGCACCAAGAUGGCCUUCGGUGGCCUCAAGAAGGGCAAGGAGCGCAACGAUCUCAUCACUCACCUCAAGGAGGCCACCGCAUAA